AUGUGGUGUAUAAUAUACCUUAAGGUAAGUAAAAAAGGUUUUUAUUUACGCCAGCGUUGUUUGGAAUUAAGGCGUGAAGUUAAUUACGGCCUACGUUUCUUCAUUAACAAAGUGAGUUUUUUUUACCGAGCCAUGAUUUGUUGUUGUGGACAGACCUAAAAACUUUGGAGAUGAAAGGGUUAAUCAAAUCAAUGCAAACAGCUCGUCAUAUCUAGUUUACGAAGACAUAGAAAUUAUUGUUAAUGUCAGGAAAAGAAAUUUUAAAUCUCGUAAUUAUUCUCUAUCAUUUUCGAUUCCUUUUCAGCAAAGCUAUAUCUGGUCCCUUAAAUGUAUUAAUUUCUAGAUCUGAAGAAAGAAUCCAAUCCUUGGCCUCAUUCCCCAAAGUGUUGUCAUAUGUCAUAUGCCGGCAGUUGCGUAACGUCUUAACUCUACGGCGGCAAGGCUUUUCAUCCUUGUAAAGUUAAAUGAUUCUUUUUUUCUCGAUGUGCAGGGGAUUUCCAUAGCUCGAACUACACCAAUAUUAAAUGUACAGGUUGCAGUAGAUGACAGCGAGCCCUUGUUUCAAGGGUAAGAUUAGCAAAAGCUAGUUUUAAAACAUUUACAAGAUUUUUUUUAUUUACUUUGUUUAGCACUAGCGUGCUGCUCUCUAGCAUAUUCAGCUCUUGCUUGUCAUAAUUAAUUAUUUAAUUGUCGAAAACAACAAAUAGAUACAUGAUUAAAGUGUCAGUGGGAUAUUAAAAAUGUGAAUUCCACGAGGCGAUUAUUGGAAAAGCCUUUGGAAGGACAUUUUUUCAGUUUCACCAUUUAAAAAGCAAAAUCUUUUAUUUAUUUGCCCCGAAACAAGAUUUUUUGCUUAUCUACGUUAUAUCUAAGUGGCAAGACUGUUUCCCCGCUGUAGUCUGCCCUAGCUUGUCAUAAUACAUAAUUUAAUAGUCAACCAAAAAAAAUGAAAAAAUAAAAUAUUGGAAUUUUUCAUUCUUGAUUUUUUUCACAGAAAUAAAACUAAAGUCAACGUAAAUGUAACCCAUAAUAACAACUCAACGUCUGCGGUUGGCCAUGUAACUAUCAUUCUACAGGCUUCAUUUAAAGCAGAAUUCAGUUCAGUAAACUUAACUUCGUUCUCAGUGAUUCCAGAUGUGCUACAAAAUAACAGAGUCGAGGUACGAUUCCUCUCUUGUUCACAUUUCUAUUCAGUAAAUCAUCUCAUUUCAAGGAAAUACUGGAAAAAAGGUAUAAUCACAAACAAAUAUAACGGAAGCCGUCAGUGGACGUUCCCAAAAUUGAACCGCGUGUGUCUUGUAAGUUCCCAUCCAUGUCUUAUCUCUUUGUGCAUAGUGUUAAGUUCGAUCACAGUUUUACAAAACAAUUAAAAAAGCAGGAGAAAUCUUGAAUUAACUAAUGUAGUCAAAAAGUUGAAUUGAUUCAGUUAGUUGUAGUUCAUAAUACCGUUCUUUGGCUUUUUUCAGCUCAACAGGCUCGAGCUGGGUCAACAAUUCUCGUAUGAAGUAGUCAUUUCCAUUGAUCCUCAAGGACUCACUGAGCCCGGUCGCCUUCACGUAGCUUAUGUGAUCAGCACCAUAACAUAUAGCGGUGAAUACGAUAAUUUUACAGAUCCAAAUAACGGAACAAGGCUGACUAAAACUUCUGACAAUUUUCACACUUCGUUCUACUUCUACGUACCAGGUUUGUUACGGAGUGCUAGACUAGACGCCUUUAACUUGUCUCUGCUAAGUACACCAAUAUGAAAAAAAGGCAUCAAAUGUGGUCGUAAUAAAAGAACUCAAGAGCCAUCAAGUUUCAUUCUUUCUCGGCCAUGACGUACGGACCUCGCUGUGCUUGAUCCGUACCUCAUGACCUCGAAGGAUAUAGUGUAUUUUCAACGUCUCAUUACUUCAUCUCUUUACUGAAACCAAGAAAAUUUCUAAUGAUGAACGAAGGUUGUGAAAAGAGUAGAAAUUGUUUCGGAGCCUACAUGAUGGAAGCUGUUAUUAUCCAUCAAUCUGCAUGUUGAAACAUCGGGUAAAUUUUUUUUAAAGUAGCAUCUUCUUUUCUAUGCAAAUCUUCACAUAGGUCGAAGAUGACCAUUAACAAGACAAAAGGUAACAUAGUACGAACUACUUUUGAAACAAGCCGCCUCACAGCGAAAUUGUAAUUAUAGAGAUGAAACCUCUCACAGCCAAUAUCUCUGACAAACCGAUCGCGAAAAUGUGCCAAAGAUAUCGUGAUAUGCACAGCCUAUAAUUUUUUCUUAUUAGAUUCCCCCUGUGUUCAACCGCUGGGUAUGAGAAGUGGGUACAUCAAGGAGAGCCAACUUUUAUCAUCGUCAUUCUUCAAGACAUCUCAAGAUUCACUUGGUCACAGUCCCCAUCGGGCUAGGCUUGGCAGCUCAGGGCACUGGUCCCCUGCCAAUGGAAGGUCUUCAAUUGACAGAGAACAGUUUAUACUAAUCAACUUUGAGAGAUUCAUCCGUCUAAAAAUGGUUUGUUUGAGCACCUUUUGUUGUGCAAAACUACUUAAACAAAGAUUUAUGUGUGUCGAGGUCACUUUUUAAAGAAGUGUAAGUCAGUUGUUUACGCUCAGGGUUAAAAAAAGUGAUCAAUUUAUGGAUUUUAUUUCAUAGUUUAGUCUACAAACUAUUAUUGGUUGACUGCAUUGGCUUUGUUCACUUAUUUCUUAAAAUUCUAGAUCGUGUUACAAGGAAAACCAAAUUCUGAAGAACACGUCCAAACUUUUAAUGCUUGGACGAGUCUUGACGGGGAGGAGUGGAAGAAAGAAAAACCUCUACCUAAGGUUUCCAUAUGAUUAUAUUUUUUAACUAAUAGCUUGCAAUCGGUGCACUUACUAACAGGAAUUAAUAGAUUAUUUAUGUUUCAUAGGCAUCUCCGAACGGCGAUCACUCUAAAUAACUGACUUUCGAAUUAAUGGAUGAGCUGCCUAUUCUAUACUGAGCUUAUUCAUGAGAAUCUGUUUACUUAAAUCUGCACAGCCUAGUGCCUGGUUCCGUGAAUGAAAGAGCGAGAAGAAAGGAAGAAAGAAAAAAAGGUGGUGCUAAUUUAUGACAAAAUCGGGUCGGGCGGGAAAUAUUGGCUCCACACCUCUUGACCACGAGCCACCGAAUGUUUUACCGUCAGGCACUCUCACUUAAUCAAAGAAGCAAAGAAAUAACCCUCUCACUUAAUCAAAGUAGCAAAGAAACAAAUUUCUACCGUGUUAGCCAGGUAUGAACAAUGGCUACGAACACGCUCUCCAAAAUCAAUUGUUUUUAUGCGCAAUUUAAUUGUAAACGUGUCAUACCAUUAGCGUGCGAGCGUGUUAUAACGUGCCGUGUGCGUGCGUUUACCUUAUUCUCUGAAGCCCCGCGGAGGGUGACAUAUUCUUAAUCGUAGACCCCGUAUUUAACAUUGACUUUUUUCCUCGACUGUUUUUCUCUAACUUUUAGCUGGAAUAGACUUCAGCGCGCCUCACUAGAAAUCAUACUACCAGCCAGGCACAACUUUAUGAAAACUGUUGUCCCUUGAUUGUUCACGUAGCAGUCGAAACCCCUCUAUUUGUUCGCAUGUGUUUUAAUCUAUUCCCAGUUGUCUGUAAAAGCGCUUUCCCUGCCUCAGCAAGCAAAAUCAACUUUUGUUAUUUUUUUCUUUUUUUUUUCAUCGUGAAAGAUCUUUAAUCGUUAUAAUUUUUUUGCCAGGGCCUUGUCAACGUAACAAAUGGAAACGCGGCAAUCCCAACGGCUUACAGGUCUCCUACUUCUAUUCGAUUUCUAAGAAUUCAGCCUACUUCUUGGCACAAAGGAAGUGCUCUUCGAAUUGAAGUUUACGGGUGUUACAUAAAUGAGACAGCACCCACAAAAGGUAGGUUUGUUGAUCCAUUAGACUGCUGUUUGCUUAGCCUCUGAUUUUGCAGUAAAGGUGCAUAAAAAUUGUAGGAUAAAAAUUUAUCUUUGUAUGGAACAUUUAAAACAAAGAUAUGUUUGGAGACGUACACGUGCCUAUACUGGUCAAGCCUAGAACUUUCGUCACAGACCGUCUGAGGCAAUAGAGCAGAAGAUUUUUCUCGAAACACAGUUUAGUCUUUGAACAAUUGCCUAACAUUAGAAGACGAUAUACCUGUUCAGUUAAGAAAUAUCCAUUUAAGAAAUAUCACGCAUGUCUUUGAGCAAUUUCACGUCACGUUCGCUCUCUCUUAUCUUUAGUAACUCUCUUGGCCGGCGCAUCAGAGCACGUGCAGCUACCUAACAGUGAAUCAUCACAAUUGGACUAUCAUUUUACGUGUAACUAUAGUUAUAGUUGGGUUGUUAGUCAAGACCACUAAAGUUUGGGACCAAUGGCCUUUAAUCCCACUCUUGAAUUGAAUAAUUAUUCAAAUCGUUUCAUCUGAUAGCUUAAAUGUCCAAUGCCACUUUUAACAUAAAGUAUGUCAAUUAGCAACACGCUAACUUUGUGAAAGUGAGAUAAUAUCUUUGAAAAAAAUUUGAAUCCUUUUUUUAGGAACACAAUCCGUGCUACGCAUGCUCCGAGGCUGUCCUACCGGCGGGAGAAUAGUCAAUGAUGCUCAAAUUCUAAAAGCAUCCUGUAUGCAGACAGAUUGAAGAAAAAACUUAAGUUCUAAGUUCUGCCGUUGAAUUUUUACUUGUUUCAGAGUUCCCUGCACUUGGAGUGGAGAAGCAGCUAAUAACAGAUACUCAGAUGACUGCUUCCUCCAACACUGAUCUGCCAAAGUUGAAUGCUUCUAGUGGCCGAUUGAACUUCAACAGCGCUUGGUGCUCAGCAAACUCCAAUGAGCUACCGCUCUUUUUACAAAUUGAUCUUCAUGAAAUCCACAUAAUUACAGCGGUAAGUAUGAAAGUGAAUGAUUUGCAGUCUCAAGGUUACCGUGAGUUACUGACCGUUCUUUGAGAGCGACACAGUUCCUUACGAUGUUAUUCACUUUUGCCACGAAAAUACAAUGUAAUCGAAAUUCAGAGCUGCUGAUCUACACCCUCGUGCUCCACCACUGAGUUUCACAAAAUCGAUGGUUAGGCAAAUCAAUACAUGGUUUAUGUGUUAUAAGCGUCCUGUACGUUGCCAUUCCUGAACGAAAUGUUCCUUUCAUUACUUCCUUCUUUGUAUCCGAUUAUCUCGUCGAAAAACUCAUUUUAUGGAAUUUACCAUCUUCCCAAACAGCUUUGAAUAACGGCAACCAAAGCAAAACAGGAGGAAAAGUCUUAAUGCAUUGUUUUAUUUCUUCAAAUUGUAGGUCGCUACCCAGCCACGGCAUUCAAAUAUCGGUAAUAUUCAAAGCGUGACAAAAUACAACUUGAAUUACUCAGAGGAUGGAGCCAAUUGGAGAAUAUAUCAACAUAAUGGGAAGGACAAGGUAGUUUUUUUUCUUCAUUUUAUAAAUUUCAGGACAAAGUUAUAAAUGUCACCAACCUGCAGGGGGGAAAAUUUCCCUAGAGAUGCACUAAUAUAGCAUUCCAACCAAAAGGAGUAGCAAUAAUCCUUAGGCUCCAACUUCUAAAAACCGAGGAAGGCGUUAAUUUAAGAGGGGGUGAAUAGGGGUAUGCAAAUCCGCCGAUCUACUAUAAUUUGAUAACCAAAUCCGUCAAUCCGUUAAAAAAAUCGUUAAAUCCGAAUCCGUUUGCUAAUUGCGCACUCCGCUUAAAUCUGUCCAUUAUUGUAGGUAUAUUGAUUCUACUUACUUAACAGCUUAUCGGUUUCGUUUAAUAUUGAUGGGAUUUCAAGUUCCAACUGCUUGUCAGUGUCAGUGGUGUAUCUUGACGUCCAGAUACACGAGAACUCCUGUUGAGCUUGAUGGCAAUAUUUUCACCCAAACCAAGCUCUUUUGCCGUGGAGUCCAAUGCAGCAAACUCACUAAAUAAAAUUAGAAAGCGAAAUUUUAUAAGGCAAUUUAAGUACCAAUAGGCUUUAGAGACCUUUCAAUCAAUUUCUAUUGGCCACAAAAUUACUGCUUUGCCUGUUAAAAGUUUUCAUAAAUUAAAAACUUACCACACGUUUUUACAAUGCUAGAAGCUUGGUCACGCUUUUCUAAGUGUCGGAAUCCACUUGGCAGCGAAUUUUUUUUUUUUAAUGUAAUCAUAGCCUUUGGCCCCUUCAUUUUAAAAAGAAUGCAACGCAUUCUAUUGUCGUCAACUCCAUUAAUACCUACUAAACACGAACAGAGAACUAAGUGAAAUCGAUGUCAAUAUACCAGCAUGGUCGGCAUGUACCACGCGGUUCGUUCAAAGGUCGGCAAACAGUGCUUUAGAAAUGUACUUAAAAUGCGUCCAAGUCAGAGGUCAUCUUUCAGAUCACAUACCAAAUAUGCUCUGCGAAAAACCACCGGGAAAACUGGACAAUAACAGCGCCAAAGACCAUAGCUUUCCAAUUGAGCCAAUCGCAACCAGAGCGAUACAGUGUCACGGAUAAGAGCGUGAACACAACGCACGUCCCGCUGGCAACAUGUCACGGUGUCCUGCUGGCCAUAGUGUGUUACUAUUUCCCUGAUGCGUGACAUUCACCCUCCUCAUUUAAAUGUAUGAACGACGAUAUUUAGGAUACUCACCUUCUCACCUAACAGUUUCGUUGUUGUUGUUGAUCUUCAGAAGUUCCUUGGAAACUUAGUUGAAGAUAUCGCUACUAAAACUCACCUGCCAAUUCCGGUGAAGGCGCGACUGAUUCGAUUUCUACCUCUUGGAAUGAUAUCUUCUACAUGUAUGCGAGUUGAACUAUAUGGAGAAAAAUCUUCCACGGAAAGUACAGGUAAAUGGUCUUCAAAAAAGUGAAUGUUAUGAAAUCUAUUUUUCUGAAAGGCAAAGGAAAAGAAUGCUACUUAAUAUUCUUAAUGAUAUUUUUGGCCCUCAGUUACGUUUUCGUUGCUUUUUUGUUUCGCCUAGAGUUUGCAAACCUAGACUGAGCUUAGUUCCUUCUACCAACUUCUGCUCGUCCAAUAUCAUUUGCUUCUCUUCUCGUAAACAAGCGAUCCCUUGAUUUGUCUCUAAUUUACCUUAUACUAUCGAUAUUUUCAAUUCCACAACAGACUUUGUCAAUGCUUUCAAGUUGCCUCCCGGGUUACCAAUCUAUUUCCUUAAGUUUGCAGGAUUUUUUUGGAAUGUAUUAUGUUCUAGGAAGUGACAACAACGACUUAGGUGUUAGGAAUAAUAUUUCCCACAUGAUUUAUACUGACUUGUUUAUAUGAAUGGUACAAAGAGCCUUUAUUUUUACUUAGACGCUACUCCAGUUUGCCUCGCCCCUCAAGAUGUGGCUUGGUAGCUCAGUUAGCACGGUAGCACCCAAUUAACAUUUGGGAGGCCUAGGUUCUAGCCCCUUUGAAGGCUAAUUUAGUUGCGAAUCAAUUCCAUCUAUUCCAUCAAUUCCAAUUACAUACCUUUAGGAAUGAAAUUACAAUUUUCCCGCACCUCCAAAAAAGUGAAGUAUACAUAUAGGAAAAUAGAUCAAAAGAUCCUUUUUUAUGAUAUAAACAUGUUCUAUAUCUUUUUGAAGGAAAGCCUCCGGUCUAUCAACGAAGUAUUCUUCUAGAUGAUAAAAACAAAAUGCUUUUCUUAUGUAACAAAGAAUUUUUAAGGUACGUAGGUAACAGACGGAAUAUUCCUACUUAGGGUCGCAAAUUUUAAACAACAGUAUUAGCAUGAUUAAAUCGAUUUCAUGUCCCUUUCGAGAAUCAUCCAGACUCCCACAGUAUUUGCCGUAUCGGACAGACUCUUGAAAUAUGUGACAUUUUGUCACUUGAUGCCGGAGAAUGAGAAGCAGCCCCAGGUGAUAAUAAACCAGAGAAAUAAUGUCAGAAGAUGUUAUUUUUAUUAUUUUGAUCUUUUACUUGUCUUACAGAAGGUACCAUCCCAGCAUAAAAAUCUACAUAUAAAUCAUGUUAUGGUCAUUUUGGUAGGAAAUCCUGUAUAGCUAUUGUGCAUGUAUAACCUAACCUAUUGAUGUUCAAUGAGUUUUAGACGCCUUUUCGUAAAGUGAGAGUAAACUGAGUCAAGACGGUAACAAAUGCAUCUUUUGAUCGGAAUCAAAAUUUCCUUUUUCCUGAAUUAACGUGAUUAAAUCGCCCCUUGUGCCCACACAGGAUCAAGGCGGUAUGCUUUAUCAGGAGAUAUUUAAUGGACGAAAGUUGGAUUGGUAAGCUGACGUUAUUAAUCCUUAUUCUAUCCUUUGCAGUGGUACAGGCGUCUUCUCUUCCUCUUUUUAGUCCCUCUUAAUGUCUUCUUUCUUUUCCUAACCUCAUCGCUCCCGUGCCAGGCGGGAGACAUCCACCGUCCUCCUCUUCCUUUCUCGAUCCUGGGCUUCGACUUUCAUUUAUGUUCCGCUGACCUCCCCUACUUAGUGUUCAGUUGUUUGUUAGUUUGGCUUAUUUGCUUGUUUGUUUGCCUUUUUUUUAAUUUUUUUUUUACCUUCCCAUUCCCUUUCGACACACGAGAGAGGCCUGUUUGAUUACACUAUGGCGUGGUAUCAUCUAAGGCGGACACAUUUUAUUUCUUUUCUUUUUGUUUUGAACCAGAAAGCCCUCUGUGUCUAUACUCCCAGUGUCUUCAUCGAUAACGAUAUUAAGUCAAUUCACUCUAGGGAAAAACCGUAGUCUUCUUCUUUGUCAAAAAUACAAUAUUCAAGAAAAGACAUGAGAUCGGAAGAAUGAGUCUAUUUUAACUGUUUAUAGACUCCGUCCUAACUGCGAGCCUGCUCCCCUUCCAGAUCACCACUAUUGAAAUUAGUUGCUCUCACCCUUACCAGCUCGCCCUCGGUUCGAAGGGAAUUUUUUUUUUUUUUUCAGCCUUGGACAGACGCAUUGUCAGCAUUCUUGGUUAUGAUCAAAAUGAAGACGUUAUCUAUGGCGUGGCCAGGAACAGAAGAUCAUACUUACGAUGUAACAUUACCAAGUGUGCUGCUAUUCCAAGUGAAGUCUGGUUAAGGUUGAGGGAUUUGUCAACCACAAUCUUAUCCACAGAGAUUGCUUUUGUUCCGGAGACAGGCCAUGAUUUUACUGAUACUCCAAUUUCUGGAUACAAACUGGUUGAUAACGACGGCAAUAAAUGGGGAGGUGUUUAAAGCUCAUAAUCAUCAUCUUUGGAGCGUUUUAAUGUCUAAGAUCUCUUUAAAAAAUAUAUAGUUCAUCUAAGUUGCAAAUAAUGAGAAACACUCUAUGCUACAAGGUUUUUCUAUCUGCCAUUCAGGACAUAUGAAAAAGUUGGAGGAGGGGGAAAAGGGGGUGGCGGGUAGGGAGGUCUCCAGUUUCACCACCAGAUUGGUGGUUUAUUUUGUGCCACUCUUCGUCUCUUCAGAUCUCGAAAGGAGGAGUCAGGUGACAAUUAAAAGACUUCUAAUUUGUCUCUGCCGGUUUGCAUUUUUUCAGUUAGGAUCUAUCAAUCUUCCUUAAACUGACGAUGAUCCAACUUUAUUCUAAUCAUCGAUUUUCCUUUUCAUUCUAAUUUUUUUAACUUACAGCUUCAGCAGUGGGUCUUCAUUUCUUCAAAGGGGAAGAGCAAACAUGGAAAUUGAUGGCCCAUUGGCGGGCUAGGGGUAAGAGGUUUUUUUAAUUCUAUUUCUUUUCAUUUUCAUAACAUGAUUUGUCCUGUUUUAAAUCGAUAAAUCAACAAUGAAAACAAACAAAUUGAGGGUUGGUUUAACGAUGAAAAGAAAUGACGGAAACGAAGGACACAUGCGCGGAGAAGACAAAAUAUAGACAGAUGCGUUUGACCACUUAACUACUAUCUAGUUUUUGUUUUGGUUUUUGUUUUUGUUUUUUUUUUUUGUAGAUUCAACUACAUUGUUAAAAACAGUGACUGCCUUGCAAAGAAUUAAAAAAAUUAAAAAGAUUAGAAACAACUGAUUGAUUCACUGCUUUUCUUGUCAGAUCUAAACAAAUGUUACAGUGGACCUUGUGAUAAUGGCGGUUCUUGUGUUGGGAAUAAAAAUGAAUACACUUGCAUCUGCCUCAGCGAUUGGGCAGGAAAGAACUGUGAAACCAAGUGUGAGUGCCCUCUUGAACAUUAUUAUCAUGAUCAACAAUGAGAAUGAUUUAAAUUGCAUCUCAUUUAUACGAUAUUGAUUGAUUAGAGGCAUCCAUCCAUCCAUACAUUCGAGUGGCUGAGGUUUCUUCUGUUUGUUCGUUCGUUCAUUAAAUAUCCUGUCUUGAUACCUUGCUUAUUUUCUUGCUUGCACGUUUGGUUUAUUAUAUUUUGUUCUUUUCCAAAUUAAACUUUUUCCACUUCUUGAAUUGUUAAAAGUUUUAUUAAACUUUAUCCCAUGCAUUUUUUCUUCUGUGUAGUUGUUGUCCCUCAAGUUGAGGUGACGAAGUCCACCUGCAAUUCAACCACGAACAAAGUGGAAACGGGAACAAUCAACACUCCAGAAUAUCCCAAGGACUAUGGCAGUAAUAGUCGUUGUGAAUGGCUUAUUACCUCAUCACAUCGGAUUAAACUGGUUUUUAAUUACUUUUUCGUGGAGAAUGGUUGGGAUUAUUUCCAUGUUUACGAGGGAAAAUCUACCAGUUCCAAACGGAUUGGCAAGCUUACUGGAGGUCAUACUAACAAAGUCAUCAAAAGUUCUGGAAAUUACCUUUAUCUAAAGUUCACCUCCGAUUCAGUAAUCAACAAAAAAGGAUUCUUGAUAGCUUAUGAAGGUAACUCAGUUACAUCAUUGAUACUGUUACUAUUAUAG
This is a messenger RNA of Pocillopora meandrina, 10655 nucleotides long. The record is from the annotation of a GenBank genome assembly. Lineage: Eukaryota; Metazoa; Cnidaria; Anthozoa; Scleractinia; Pocilloporidae.